Molecule: messenger RNA, 1478 nt
Organism: Centruroides sculpturatus (bark scorpion)
Lineage: Eukaryota; Metazoa; Arthropoda; Arachnida; Scorpiones; Buthidae
Product: isocitrate dehydrogenase [NADP], mitochondrial-like
Exons: 11
Coding region: 81-1433 (450 amino acids)
Biological process (GO): isocitrate metabolic process
Cellular component (GO): mitochondrion
Molecular function (GO): isocitrate dehydrogenase (NADP+) activity; magnesium ion binding; NAD binding
Source: RefSeq, a predicted model, not a curated record
AUCACGUUUGCAUUCAUUACCGGCGUGGCUAUUCACAGGCUUAAGGUUUUCGUUCAUUUUGCGUUUUGUGCUUUUCGACUAUGGCGGUAUCGUUGAUUAGAAUUGGACGUUUUAUUUUUUCUUCGGGAAACCAAAUUUCAAUUACGGCCCCGUCUGCUACGGCUUUAAACCUAUUUCAAAACCGAAAAUAUGGGGCGGAUAAACGAAUUCCUGUGGAAAAGCCUGUUGUGGAGCUUGAUGGUGACGAGAUGACAAGAGUGAUCUGGGAGAAAAUUAAAGAAAAGUUAAUUUUUCCUUAUUUGAAAUUAGAAUGCCUUUAUUUUGAUCUUGGUUUACCUUAUCGUGAUCAAACCAAUGAUCAAGUGACGUUUGAUGCUGCUUAUGCUAUCUUAAAGCAUAAUGUUGGAAUUAAAUGUGCCACAAUUACCCCAGAUGAAGCCAGAGUGGAAGAAUUUAAAUUAAAGAAGAUGUGGCCAAGUCCAAAUGGUUCCAUAAGAAACAUUCUUGGUGGCACUGUUUUUAGAGAACCAAUAAUUUGUAAAUCAAUACCUCGAUUAGUUCCUGGAUGGACAAAACCAAUUGUUAUAGGCAGACAUGCUCAUGGAGAUCAGUAUAAAGCAACUGAUACUGUUAUAACUAAACUAGGAAAAGUAGAAUUAAUUUUUACACCAAAUGAUGGUGGACCUAAAGAAUCAUUAGAAGUAUUUAACUUCACAAAGACAGGAGGAGUAUCAAUGGCAAUGUAUAACACAGAUGAGUCAAUUAAAGGAUUUGCUCUUAGUUGUUUUGAAUAUGCAUUAAUGAAGAAAUGGCCUCUCUACAUGAGUACCAAAAAUACAAUACUUAAGAGAUAUGAUGGGCGAUUUAAAGAUAUAUUCCAAGAUAUAUAUGAAAAGAGUUACAGGAAAAAAUAUGAAGAUGCGGGCAUUUGGUAUGAACAUAGGUUAAUUGAUGAUAUGGUUGCGCAAGCUUUGAAAUCAUCAGGAGGAUUUGUAUGGGCAUGUAAAAACUAUGAUGGUGAUGUUCAAUCUGAUGUUGUAGCUCAAGGUUAUGGUUCAUUAGGAUUAAUGACCAGUGUUUUAAUCUGUCCGGAUGGCAAAACAAUAGAAUCAGAAGCAGCUCAUGGUACAGUGACAAGGCACUUCAGAGAACAUCAAAAAGGUAAUCCAACAAGCACAAAUCCGAUUGCAAGUAUAUUUGCUUGGACAAGAGGUUUGGAGCAUAGGGCAAAAUUAGAUGGAAAUAAUGAUUUAAAGAAAUUUUGCACAAGUUUAGAAAAAGCAUGUGUUGAUACAGUUGAAUCAGGAAAAAUGACAAAAGAUUUAGCUGGAUGUAUUCAUGGAAUUAAAAACGUUAAAGAUGGUGAUUAUCUAUAUACUAUGGAUUUUCUAGAAGCUAUUGCUGAAAACUUGGAGAAGGAAAUGAAGAAAUAAUGAAAUUUUCUUUAGGAAAAUAAUUGCAGCUGAACUAAAAAAAAA